This is a messenger RNA of Cryptomeria japonica (Japanese cedar), 1491 nucleotides long. RefSeq lists its product as uncharacterized. NCBI's taxonomy places the organism in Eukaryota, Viridiplantae, Streptophyta, Pinopsida, Cupressales, Cupressaceae. The transcript has 3 exons. The record is from RefSeq and is a predicted model, not a curated record. Bases 1 to 1491 code for a protein of 496 amino acids.
AUGGUCAUGGGAAUCACCGAGAGGCAGUUGGUGAUCCUAUUCAGUGAAGGGCUUAUGGAACCACUCAAGGGUUGGAUUAAAGCUUUUGAUCCACCCUCCUUACAAGAGGCAAUGAAAAAAGCAAGAAAUAUGGAAGAAAAAUGGUCCCAAGAUCAUAUUUGCCCAAAGAGAGUCAAAAUUCAUCAAAUUGAAUACUAUUCAACUGGAGAAAUCGAUUCUGAUUCUUCAGACCAGCAAUCAAAUUGUGAUGACAAUGAAGUGGAAAGAGUUCCUGAAGAAUCUGAAGGUGAAAAAGGAAGUGGGGGUACCUUGGAUCAAUUUUCAAGCUUUCAAAAAAAUGAAUCCUUCAAGGUUCGAGGGAUAAUUAAGGGGCAACGAAUAGUUGCUUUGAUUGAUACUAGAUCAACACAUAACUUCAUUGAUGAAGUGGUAGUGGCAAAGAAAGGGCUGCAAAUAGAAGAUUUUGAAGGCUUCAAGGUUAUGGUUGCUGAUGGGUUUCACAUUUCUUGCACCAAGAAGAUCCCAAAUAUGUCUAUGCAAUUGGGCAACUACAAAGUCAAGGAUGACUUCUAUGUAGUCAACAUUGGAGAUACGGAUGUCGUCCUAGGCAUUCAAUGGCUAUGUUCACUUGGAGAGAUCUCCCUAAAUUUGCAAACCAUGGAGCUCAAGUUUCAUUCCAAUGGGAAGAAGGUGGUGUUAAGAGGAAUGUCUAAAGGUGGACCUCGAAUCGUGUCAUUCAAGCGAAUGGCAAAGUUGAUUCGGCAUGAUCAAGUUGAGUGGGCUGCGGAAUGUAUGAUUCUCCCAGCUAGUCCGGUUGAAACAAAGAGGGACUACCCUCCUGAUAUCCAGUCCUUACUCACUAGGAAGAGUAAAGUGUUUGCUGAUUUACCUCCUGGGCCACCUCCUGAACAAGGCUCAGAGCAUGUCAUAGAGCUCAAGGAAGGGGCUAAACCAGUUAUCACAACUCCAUAUCGGUACCCUAAGAAGCAAAAGGAUGAGAUUGAGAAAAAAAUUAAGGAACUCUUGGAGAUGGGCUUCAUUCAUCCAAGUAAGAGUCCUUUCGCUUUAGCAGUUGUUCUUGUGAAGAAGAAGGAUGGUACCAUUCGCAUAGUCCUUCAGAAGCAGUUGAGGAACUUCAUGUUAAUCUUUUUUGAUGACAUUCCGAUCUACAAAAGGACAUGGGAAGAACACCUCAAGCACGUAGAGGAAGUGCUUAGCAUCCUUGAAUCAGAAAGUAUGUUUGCCAAAGAAUCCAAAUGUGAAUAUGGAAUGAAGGAGCUACUUUACCUUGGUCACAUAAUCAGUGCUGAUGGAGUGAAGGUUGAUCUUGAAAAGAUCAAGGCAAUAGUUGAUUGGCCACCCCCAGAGAACUUGACUCAUUUGAAAGGGUUCUUGGGUCUUUGUGGUUUUUACAGAAGAUUUGUGAAGGGCUAUUCACAGAACGUUGCUCCUCUUACUGACCUCAUGAAAAGGGAGCUUUUUGUUGGAUAG